Messenger RNA from Cuscuta epithymum, 738 nucleotides. The record is from the annotation of a GenBank genome assembly. Lineage: Eukaryota; Viridiplantae; Streptophyta; Magnoliopsida; Solanales; Convolvulaceae.
AUUCCAAACCAUAUCAUCAUAUGUUUCAUAACAUUCAUUUCUUUGUUUGACAGGUGAAAGAAUCUGGUGACUGAAAGGAAGAAGCAAUAUAAUGUCGUACAAGGUGGAUCAUGAAUAUGAUUACUUAAUCAAGAUUGUAUUGAUUGGUGAUUCCGGCGUCGGGAAAUCCAAUAUUCUAUCCAGAUUUACCCGAAAUGAAUUCUGUCUCGAAUCGAAAUCCACCAUUGGUGUUGAGUUUGCUACAAGAACCCUCCAGGUGGAGGGAAAGACAGUGAAAGCACAAAUAUGGGACACAGCGGGUCAAGAGAGAUAUAGAGCCAUAACAAGUGCUUACUAUAGAGGAGCGGUAGGGGCAUUGUUGGUUUACGAUAUAACAAAGAAGCAAACCUUUGACAAUGUUGAACGGUGGCUCCGUGAGCUCCGAGAUCACGCCGACUCCAACAUUGUCAUCAUGUUGGCGGGGAACAAGACCGACCUGAAUCACCUCAGGGCUGUGCCAGAACAGGAGGCAAGACUCUUGGCAGAGAAAGAAGGGUUGUCGUUCCUCGAGACCUCGGCAUUGGAAGCACUGAAUGUGGAGAAAGCAUUUCAGACAAUUUUGUUGGAUAUAUAUCAGAUCAUUAGCAGGAAAGCAUUGGCUGCUCAAGAGGCUGGUUCGGUUCCUGGUCAAGGCACCGCCAUUAAUGUUGGGGACUACAAUGCCAAUACCAACAACAAAAGACCUUGUUGUUCUGGUUA